CCUACCCUCCUGGCUUGGAGGAGGCCAUUCCCACCUCCGUUCCCCACCAACUGGGAGCCCCCCUGCACCCACGUGAGGCCACAGCAGCCGCAGGCCUUGGGGAAGUUGCAGGGGCGCCUUCAGCACCGCUCAGGCGGGGCUCAGUCCUGCUUCCCCCAGUUUCCGCCGGCUUCAGGACCUCUCCUUUGCUUCCCCUGGUGGUGGCUUUCCGCGGGAAUCAGGGACCGUGGACCACAUCAGAGUCCAUGCCAGGGGCUGCCUUCUGCUGUCCAUGGGGGCAACAAGUGUGUGAAGCCUCGAGGAAGAUGCAGCUUCGACGCCAGCUCAGCCUCGUGAUCAUUGCCCGGCUGCUGGACCAGCAAGAGACGCUCCCUCUCUGGCAAGAGAAGGCCCAGCUGUCCUCGCUCAGCCAUCUCCUGAGCCUCAUGAGGCCAUCAACCCUGAGGCAGUACCUGGGCCCUGAGACCAUGCCCCCCGGCCAGGAGCAGCAGCCAAAGGCCAGUGCCCAGCUAGACUACAAGGUCUGCUACCUGUGCCACAGCCUCCUGACGCUGGCUGGGCUGGUGGUCAGCUGCCAGGACAUCACUCCAGACCAGUGGGGAGAGCUGCAGCUGCUAUGCAUGCAAUUGGACCGCCACAUCAGCACCCACAUCCGGGAGAGCCCCCAGGCCAUGCACCGGACCAAACUCAAGGACCUGGCUACCCAGACCUACAUCCGCUGGCAGGAGCUGCUGGCCCACUGCCAGCCCCAGACCCGGUACUUCAGCCCCUGGGAAGACAUCUAAUGGAGCAGGGCAGGGGUGGCCCGGUGCUCCUGGCUCUGGCAGGAAGUGAACCUGGCCCAGGUAACUGGAGGUGUGAAGAAUGCAGGCCAGAGGAGGACCAGCCAGCUGAAGCGAGCACCUGCCUCCCCCGCUGCCCUGCGCCCCCUCCCGGCAAGGGUCCUGCCUCUCGCUGCCUGGCUCACCUCUCAGCUCUCUUUCCCUUCCCCACCGUCUCCUCUCCCCAAGACCUUUGUCUCCAAAGCUCUGGUUUCCCUGGGCCUCGUGGGUCCUCCAGCCACCAUCCUCCCCACCCUCCUUCCCCUCUCUGUGUGUCCCAGAUGUGAGGGUUCUUUGUGCAUGCUAAAGUCUCAUUUCAGCAUCAUUGGUUACAAGAGUUCCUUCAGUCCCUUACUGAGGGCCCGUGCUCAGCGCCCAGUUUCCUGACUUCUCGCUUCUACUUUGUAGGAGUCUC
Messenger RNA from Physeter macrocephalus (sperm whale), 1236 nucleotides. RefSeq names its product family with sequence similarity 178 member B (gene FAM178B). Gene Ontology annotation, biological process: DNA damage response; protein localization to site of double-strand break; positive regulation of double-strand break repair. Lineage: Eukaryota; Metazoa; Chordata; Mammalia; Artiodactyla; Physeteridae. Gene Ontology annotation, cellular component: nucleus; site of double-strand break. The record is from RefSeq and is a predicted model, not a curated record. Bases 246 to 785 code for a protein of 179 amino acids. The transcript is spliced from 7 exons.